This is a messenger RNA of Diutina rugosa, 1116 nucleotides long. RefSeq names its product palmitoyltransferase. The transcript has a single exon. The coding region runs from base 1 to 1116 and encodes 371 amino acids. Gene Ontology annotation, molecular function: protein-cysteine S-palmitoyltransferase activity. Lineage: Eukaryota; Fungi; Ascomycota; Pichiomycetes; Serinales; Debaryomycetaceae. Gene Ontology annotation, cellular component: endoplasmic reticulum; Golgi apparatus. Gene Ontology annotation, biological process: protein targeting to membrane; peptidyl-L-cysteine S-palmitoylation. The record is from RefSeq and is a predicted model, not a curated record.
AUGAACGACUCCCUCGCCAAACGGACGACGGCGUCGUCACGCAGCUUCGACCCGGAGCUGUUGACGCUGCUGCUGGUGGCGGUGUCUCCAGCAGUGCCGAAACCGUCAUGGCUCGUGUGGUUCGUCACCAACUGGCUUGUCACCGACCCCGAGCUCUACGAGCGGUAUAACCUAGCCAAACGGAGCUACCAAACUAACCAAACGCGGUACAUCUAUAUCUGUGGCGGUCGCUGGCGACUGGCGAAACAGAAACCGAUAAACGUGGCGUGUGGCGUCCUUAUCGUCGCCCCGGGAGUGCUAUUCUUUAUAUUUGAGGCGCUGUGGAUGUGGCACCAUAUUAAUGCAGCGAUACCAUUCAUAUUCGCUUAUCUCUGGUUGGCUACGUUGCUGUUUUUCCUUCGGCUGUCGAUGCUGGACCCCGGAGCGUUCCCCAAAAAUAUCCACUUACCACAAACACCCUAUGAAAAGAAAAUCACGAUCCCUGACGAGUACGAGAACAUCAUCAAGCUACCGUGGAUCGAUCGUACUAAGGGAGUCACGGUGAAGUACUGUCCUACGUGUAAAAUAUGGCGUCCUCCCAGAGUGAGCCAUUGCGCUCUGUGUGACAUUUGUGUGAUAAACCACGACCACCACUGUGUGUUUUUGAACAAUUGUGUUGGUAAACGUAAUUACCGCUACUUCUUGUGGUUUCUAUUGCUGGCAGUAGUCACUACCUUGUUUAUGGCCAUCAUGCUGUUUGUCCAUAUUUUCUGGUACCUAAUAUCAGAUAAUGAUACCCACACCAUAAAAUCGUUUGGUGGGAGUCUUUCAAAGUAUCCGGUAUCGUUUUUACUUGUGAUUUAUGGCAUUUUGGCGCUGGGGUACCCUCUUUUACUCCUUGUGUUCCACCUAUUUCUCACGGCGCAAAACCUCACCACACGAGAAUACCUAAAUUACGUCAGAGGAGACCAUGAUCCAGAUUUCAUCAACGUGUACAACACCAAAAACGUGCUUAGUAACUGGUACGACCACUGGAUCCGCAGUCCUCGUGGCGUGAGCGUGUUGAGCUCGACCCAUUUAAUUAACCAUACCCUUCUUGAAGAGAAUAUCGGGAUAUUCUCUGAUCCAUCCACCUGA